Molecule: messenger RNA, 1737 nt
Organism: Daphnia carinata
Lineage: Eukaryota; Metazoa; Arthropoda; Branchiopoda; Diplostraca; Daphniidae
Gene: Rpt6
Product: 26S proteasome regulatory subunit 8
Exons: 8
Coding region: 131-1345 (404 amino acids)
Biological process (GO): proteasome-mediated ubiquitin-dependent protein catabolic process
Cellular component (GO): proteasome regulatory particle, base subcomplex
Molecular function (GO): proteasome-activating activity; ATP hydrolysis activity; ATP binding
Source: RefSeq, a predicted model, not a curated record
CAUAAUGUUCACCGCACACCAAGUGGCAGACUACAGAACUAAACAGUUAAACAGCUUGUCAUUCUCUGGAAAUUUUCAGAGCUCCUGACAAAAACUAGGGAGGACACAAAGUCACCGUUUUAACAUUUAGAUGAAAAUUCACAUGAUGGAGGUUGAUGUGGCUCCACCAAAAGGUGAGGGUCUGAGGCAAUAUUACAUCACCAAGAUUGAAGAACUUCAGCUUGUGGUGGCAGAGAAGGCCCAGAAUCUUCGAAGGUUACAGGCGCAGAGAAAUGAGCUCAAUGCUAAAGUCCGCAUGUUGAGGGAGGAAUUGCAGCUGCUGCAAGAGCAGGGAUCUUAUGUUGGUGAAGUUGUCAAAGCAAUGGAUAAGAAAAAAGUGCUUGUCAAAGUUCAUCCCGAGGGCAAGUUUGUAGUAGACAUUGACAAGAACAUUGACAUCAAUGAUAUCAAACCAAACUGUAGAGUAGCCCUCAGGAAUGACAGCUAUACUUUGCACAAAAUCCUUCCCAGUAAAGUUGACCCAUUGGUCUCCCUUAUGAUGGUUGAAAAAGUCCCAGACAGCACUUAUGAAAUGGUUGGAGGUUUGGAUAAGCAGAUCAAAGAAAUCAAGGAAGUCAUUGAAUUGCCAAUCAAACAUCCGGAGCUCUUUGACGCACUGGGUAUUGCUCAGCCCAAAGGUGUCUUACUUUACGGCCCGCCCGGAACAGGUAAAACUCUUUUGGCCCGUGCUGUUGCUCAUCAUACGGACUGUACUUUCAUUCGUGUCUCUGGUUCUGAACUGGUUCAAAAGUUUAUCGGUGAAGGUUCUCGUAUGGUUCGUGAACUUUUCGUUAUGGCAAGGGAACACGCUCCUUCCAUCAUCUUCAUGGACGAAAUCGAUUCCAUCGGUUCGUCUCGUAUCGAGUCUGGCAGCGGAGGCGAUUCCGAAGUUCAACGCACCAUGUUGGAGUUGCUGAAUCAGCUCGACGGUUUCGAAGCCACGAAAAACAUCAAAGUGAUUAUGGCCACGAAUCGUAUCGACAUAUUGGAUCCCGCUUUAUUGCGGCCCGGUCGUAUCGAUCGCAAGAUCGAAUUCCCGCCACCAAACGAGGAGGCUCGUCUCGACAUUCUCAAAAUCCACUCGAGAAAGAUGAAUCUGACACGUGGCAUCAACUUACGAAAGAUUGCCGAGCUCAUGCCCGGCGCUUCCGGAGCGGAAGUCAAGGGUGUAUGCACGGAAGCUGGAAUGUACGCACUGCGCGAAAGACGCGUUCACGUCACUCAGGAAGACUUUGAGAUGGCUGUCGCCAAGGUGAUGCAGAAAGAUUCUGAGAAGAAUAUGUCUAUUAAGAAGCUCUGGAAGUGAUUGCUAUCAUUUUGUUAUUCGAUUUCAACGGUCCACAAAGGUAGACACUUUUAUCGUACUUCACAGAACAAGCAAACAAUCAACUUAAAUCAGAAAAAGAGAUGCGAAAUCGUUUAGGAUUAUGUCCGUAAUCCAAAGCGUUUCCAUUAUUUCUAUUCUCAAAUAAGAACCCUCUAUCCAGACUUACUGUUGGGGUGGUCUACCUUCGAAAGUCUGCAAUUCCCAGCAUUCUUGAAAUGAAUGGUGUGCGUUGUGGAAACAGUCCCGCCUCCACUGUCUUUGUUUAUUUCAUCUCCUGUACUGAUUAAGUGAUAUUCUGCUGAAAGUGGUAUACUGAUGAUUUUGUUCGACCUUCGUUGGCCUACCUGUAAUACAAAGAGUACAGCCUCUAA